CAUGUACGGCCGCAUGAAGUGCCUCGUCGGCGGCGCCGUCGACCAGGGCAGCCCGCGCGGAGCCGCCAGGCGGGUCUCGCCCGCGUCCGGCCGCGUGCACAACGCCGCCGCCGCCUCCGCCGCGGGCCCGCGGGAGAAGGGCGCGGCGAUCUGCUUCCGCCCGCCGGAGCUCAUGGAGACGGUGCACGAGGUCGCCGUCUACAUCCACCGCUUCCACAACCUCGAUCUGUUCCAGCAAGGAUGGUACCAGAUGAAGAUUAGCGCGACGUGGGAGGAGAGUGCAACUGGUGGCAAGACACCAGCGUCACCUGCUAGGGUGGUCCAGUACGAAGCUCCUGAUGUCGGUGCGGAUGAUGCCUUGGGCAUUUGGAGAAUAGAUGACGCUGAUAAUAGUUUCUACACACAACCAUUUAGAAUCAAGUAUGCUCGACAGGACAUCUAUCUAUCGGUCAUGGUGUCUUUCAACAUACUCAACACUGAAGUAGAGGGUCCAGCAGCUUCUGCAGUGAUAUUGAAGUAUGAGCUAAUAUAUGCCCCAACACUGGAGAAUGGCUCUGAUAUUCAAGCUUCUAGUGUCACAUCUUCAGCUGCUAUGCAUGAAUUUAGGAUCCCGCGUAGGGCACUCCUGGGUUUACACUCAUAUUGUCCAGUUCACUUUGAUGCAUUCCACGCGGUGCUUGUUGAUCUGACGUUACAUAUAGUGUACCUGAAAGCUGGUGCAAGUAAAUUAUCAUUGAAGAUACCAGACCAGGGUUUAAGUCCAGCAUCACAUCAAAUUGUAAAGGCAUUAUUGGCUUCAAGGGAAACAUUACUCGAGGAGCUGAAGAAAAUGAGUGAUGCUGUUGGUAAAACGAUUGAAGAUUUAGAUGGUGCUGACUUAAACCUUGGUAAGUAUGAGUCACUUCAGCCUUCAAAAUCAGUCCAGCCUGAUUCUGGUAAAGUGUUCCCUGUAACUACCAAGGGUGUUGGGCACUUGGCUGGCAUUUUACAUGACUUUCUAGAGAAACCUAAUGACGUUGUUGAUGGCACUAGCGAUGGUAUGCUGUACGCUCUUUCCAGUGAAGAGUUGUUAGAGUUAUUUCUAACUGUGAGCCGCCAACUUUCAGUUUUAUGGAACGCGUUCUUGAAAUUUCAUAGGAUGAAUAAAACCAAGAUACUGGAUUACUUGCGUGAUAUUUGGGCUAUUGACAGGAAAACAGAAUGGUCAAUAUGGACUAAUUACUCGAGAGUUGAGAUUCCACACCGCUAUUUGCGGAGUAUGAGUGAUGACUCAUCUCAUCGCCAGUCCCUUCUGAGAGUUUCUGGUUCAAGGAAGUUUCAUGAAGAUCCUGUACAAAAUUCUUCUUCACGUGCUGAACUACAUAGGAAAAGCAUAGCACAAAUGAAGAUCAACACAAGGUCUGUUCAAGAUAUGCAUAUAUAUGCUGAUCCUUCACGUGUUCCUGUUGUUCUUAUAGAACAACAUCUCAUGGUUGUUCCACAACAUGCUUCGAGCAAGGAUUUGGCAACAAAUUCUUCGGAACAAAAGGAUACUAUUGUACUACCUAAACUACAAGGAGAGACUUCAGCGCUGAAAAUUGCCGGUGGUAAAAAGGGUGGUCGUGUAUUGCGAGCUGUCAUCUUUGUGCAUGGAUUUCAGGGACACCAUUUGGAUUUACGUCUUGUUAGAAAUCAAUGGCUUCUAUUGGAUCCUGGGGCUGAAUGCCUAAUGUCUGAGGCUAAUGAAGAUAAAACUUCUGGAGAUUUUAAAGAAAUGGGUGGCAGGCUUGCUGGGGAGGCUGUUGCAUUCCUAAAAAAGAAAGUGGAUAAGCUUGCAAGGUACGGAGGUUGCAAAGAAUUGAAGCUUAGUUUUGUUGGCCAUUCCAUCGGAAACGUUAUCAUCAGAAGCGCCUUAGCAGAUCCUGCAUUACAGCCAUACUUGAAGAACCUCUACACAUACAUGUCGAUAUCAGGGCCUCACUUAGGUUACUGGUACAGCUCGAAUUCUUUGUUCAAUUCUGGUCUCUGGCUUCUGAAAAAGCUCAAGGGAACACAAUGCAUCCAUCAGCUUACUUUCAGUGACGAUCAAGACCCCCAGAAUACCUUUUUUUAUAAGCUUUGCAAGUUAAAGACACUGGAGAACUUCAAAAAUAUCAUAUUGUUAUCAUCGCCACAGGAUGGGUAUGUACCAUAUCAUUCAGCAAGAAUUGAGCUCUGUCCAGCUGCUUCAUCCGACAAUUCAAGGAAAGGUCAAGUCUUCACGGAAAUGCUCAAUAAUUGCUUGGAUCAGAUCCGUGCACCAUCGUCUGAAACCAGGAUAUUCAUGAGAUGCGAUGUUAAUUUCGACCAAUCUGCCCAAGGACGGAGCCUCAAUACCAUGAUUGGCAGAGCAGCCCACAUAGAGUUCUUGGAGACUGACAUCUAUGCCAAGUUCAUCAUGUGGUCCUUUCCUGAACUAUUCCGAUGAUGAUGCUCUUAUUUUGGACAGCGUCACGUUUCAAACCAAAACUGGAUAGUAUACCUACUGACCAAGAAAGGAAAGGUUACUCUUGCUAUUGCAUAAAGGUUUAUUCGUAAUUCGUCACCAAAGAUUGGUAGCACUGUAAAGUUCCCUAGCUGUAGCAUUUUGCCAGCUUUCUUAGGUUCAAUUUGUAUAAAUAGUCGAUUUGUUCAUUUCAAUUUAUAGCCCUGUAGAUGUUUCACCUCUGCUGUCAAGUCUUUAUAAUCCAAUUUCAUCUGGUGUAUUUUAACGCUGCCAGUUUAGGAGGGCUCAACAGCCAAACAGCUUAUGUCAAAAUAAGCAUGAUAUGUGUUUUGUUUUAUAACCUUAGUACAUUGCUCAGGCACAGAUCAUUGUCUGGCUCUUGUCAUGUAAUGUCAUUGUUGAUCUAUACAGCUGAACCUUGAAUUCA
Molecule: messenger RNA, 2891 nt
Organism: Lolium rigidum
Lineage: Eukaryota; Viridiplantae; Streptophyta; Magnoliopsida; Poales; Poaceae
Product: protein FAM135B-like
Exons: 14
Coding region: 2-2446 (814 amino acids)
Source: RefSeq, a predicted model, not a curated record